Misgurnus anguillicaudatus (oriental weatherfish) is the source of this 8079-nucleotide messenger RNA. The record is from RefSeq and is a predicted model, not a curated record. NCBI's taxonomy places the organism in Eukaryota, Metazoa, Chordata, Actinopteri, Cypriniformes, Cobitidae.
AAGAUCUAUUCAGAUGGUAAUUGUUUAUCAUUGGAACGUAAGGUAUUUUUUACAUUUACAGUAUUAUGUGAAUGCUUAGGUCGACAAGUUAACUUGUCCGGACCAAAGUAUAUUUACAAGAUGAGUUAUGUGAAUGCUUUGUUAAAGAGAUAUGUCUUUAGUUGCAGGUUAAAUUUUUCAACGAAUUUGUGCAAUUUGCUUGUUGAUAAUAAACAUUUAAACUGUUAUCCAUUGUAUUUUAUGUUGUUGGGUAUCACAAAACAGAAUAUAAUAUGAAAAAGUACAGCGGUUUGCAAUGAUUCUCCUUUCCCCCACAACGCACUGUAUGACGUCACGCUGGGGAGUGAAUUCACCAAAGCCGCCUUGAGAGCUUUGAGAAUGACUAUAGAGAGACGAGUAAAGUACAGUUCUGAUAGCGCAGAUUAUAGAUAAAUACAUAGAUACAUAGAUAGAUAGAUAGACAGACAGACAGACGGAUAGGCUAGUAUAGAGAGAUAGGCAGACAGCCAGAUAGCAUAACGUUAGCAUAACUUUGUGUAGAAAGUAAACAAAAAUUAACAUAUCGUGCGUGCUGGCUUGAGGGGGUGGCCUGCCUAAAAUGGGUGUAUGCGAUCUUCAGCACAAACGGAUUUAGGCAGCAUGUCAAAUCCUGGAAGCUGAGUGAGGCACGUCACAUCUGUUCGCGGGGUAAGCUUCUCGACCAGCGAACGAAACACACUUUCUUACAGCCAGUAGCGGAGAGACAAUCGGGAGAGUCGGGACUUUCCUGGUGGGCCGAUCUGAUAAUAGUUAGACAUUUCAAGUUAUAUUAGCAACACUGUCUGGCGGCGUGAUGUGCGGCCAGUUCCCGCAGCCCGAUGGUCAAACUGUGCAGCAUCUCUGAUCAACAAAGUAUAUAAAAGUGCUCAACCUGUUCGGCAAGUCCGACCAUGUACAGGAUUUAUAAAAAUACGGUGAUCAAUGAGCGGUUCCUCCUCAAAUGGCAUAGCCUUUGACAUAAUUUGAUGUAAAAAGCCGCAGAACGCAUGUUUAUUACAGUAUGUAUGUGGUCGGAUCGAGUGUGCUGCAGCUGCUGACCGCAGCUUUUCCGUAUAAAAUGAUCGUGUGAUUCGUUAUGAUUGCAUAAACAAUAUAACAAAGCAUCCUUUUAUUAUAUUUGAGAUAUUAUUUGAUAGACUAGUAAGUGUGGAUUAAGGAUGUUUAAAAAUCUCUAGCCUGGUGAUCAGGACUAGCCAGACGUUGUCAUACUCAAUUCUAGUCAGAAUUUGAGUCUGAUACCGCUUCAUUGAGCUAUAAUUAUGAGGCGUGUCUCAACCGAAAAAUGCCUCUGCACUCAAUUGGAUAGACCUACGACCAAUCAGAGCAACGGAGUGUGUGACGUAUGUUGAAAUUACGUCUUUGCAGCCUGACCAAACUGCUAGUUAUUUCGCUACAAUGACACUAACAUUGUGAUUAUUCUGAGUUAGCGAAUGUACAUCAACACCUACUAUGUUUACAACAUUUCGUUUAUAUCACAACAUGAAGUAUUUACUAAGUGAUAGAGUAAGACUAUCUCUUACCAUUUGUACAUUAGGUGAACUUCAUCCACGACGAUACCCAUUACGUUGGCUUGAAAAUAUUGGAGCCUAGCAUGUCCCUCCACUUAUUCAGCAACCACGAUUCCGGGCUUCCGAAAAGAAGCUGGCAACGACCGCUAAUUAUAUCCAUCUCGUCGUGCACGCUGAGUUGCAUCGCCGUGAUAACGUUAGCCAUUUCAGUUGCGACUAACUUUUGCCGAAUAGGAAGGACAGCAAAAACAUCAACAAAUGCCCUGCUCGCGUUUCUCUGUUCCUCUUUUAAAAUCAAUGCUCUGUCGAUAUCUUUUAGAACAGACUCAAUGUCGGAAUCCACACAGCUGAACUCUACAGCGGCAGCCAUUCAACACAUGCGCUCUUUGGUGACGUGGUUCAUUACGUUACUGUUGAUUAUCUGUCCAUCAUCGUAUAAAGCCCGCCCUGACAAUUUGAUUGGUUCGACCAGCAUUUGUCCAAGCAUAGUAGCUCCUCAACGCAGAAACCCCAGACCGAUAUUCCCGUUUUCAAAAUCUUGUGGGCGGGGGUAAGAUAGGCUGGCACCCAGGCUAGAUCAGGACAUGAAUGGAUCAAAUCAGCAGAUUUGCGAAGUUUUAUUUAUCUCCACAUAUAUCAUAAAUAAUAAUUAGCAUGGUAACUUUGCAGUAUACCACAUUAUAUAUUUCCUAUGAUGUAUAUAUGAUUUCCACAUUAUAUACGUAAGUAUUAAACGGCAAUAAAUGUCUCAUCUAUCUCUAUGGCUCUGGCUGAGGCUUUCUCCACUUUGCCGAAUUACGUAAAAAAACCUGUUAAUACCAAAAACGUAAAGUGUUCUUUAAGACAAUUUUUGAGACAUUUAAAAAAUGAUAUACAUAUCUUGAGUGAUUUUUGUACCCAUUAAUCGACAGUGGUGGUUAACCUGCAACACGCCCUUUAAAUUGAUUGACUGUGUCCGUUUCUCAAACAUUUUUUGUAAAUCAUUCCAGAGAUUAGGGGCUAGGUAGGAAAAGGAUCAACCACCUUUAGACUAGGGCUGAACGAUUAAUUGCAUUUGCGAUAAAAUCGCGAUUUGACGGAACACGAUUUUCUAAUCGCAACGUGCGCGAUUUGAGGUGGUCACGUAACGCGAGCGAAAGAGCGGAGAAGACGGCUGCAUCAACUUUUCAUGCUGUCCAGCGCAAUGGCCUCUUGCUCGACGGAACAGUCAGAAACUGACACAGCUGAUACUUUAAUCGCGAAGAGGAACAGCACGUCGGUGGUAUGGAACUAUUUUGGUUUUAAAAAAGAAGAUGUUGAGCAGCGUCAGGUGUUGUGCAGAGCAUGCCGUGCUCCCAUUGCUACUUCACAGGGUAACACUACAAACCUGUUUCAGCACUUAAAAAAAUACCACAAAUCAAUGCAUGACAGUUGUAUGAUCAAAAUGCCAAGCACCAGUGCGCGAGACAAGCCAAAUACCUCAAGACAGGGAUCACUGACAGAAAUGUUCGAAAGUGUCACUCCGUAUGAACGUAAUUCAAAACGGCACGGGGAAAUCACUCUGAGAAUAACCGAGUUCAUAGCCAAAGAUAUGAUGCCUCUCAGCACGGUGACCAAGCCUGGGUUCAUGGCAUUAAUACAUACGCUUGAUAAACGUUACAGUAUACCCUCCCACACAUAUUUCAGUCAGACUGCCAUACCGGAGCUGUACAAAAAGUGCAAAGAGAAAGUUGCCGCGGAACGUAAAACGGUGGAGUUUUUUGCUAGCACUACUGAUAUGUGGUUAAGCCGCACAGCUGAGCCGUACCAAAGUCUUACAGUCCAUUUUAUUGAUGAAGAUUUCAACCUACGAGCUUGCUGCCUACAAACUAUCUACUUCCCAGACGAUCACACAGGGGAAAAUAUUGCAGCCGGCCUGAGAGAAGGGUUUGUCAGCUGGGAUCUCCACGAGGAGAAUCACGUCUGUAUCACGACGGACAACGCGUUGAAUAUGGUGCUUGCUGCGCGGCUUAAUGAAUGGACGAGGCUCCAAUGUUUUGGCCACAGAUUACAUCUUGCCAUUGAAAAUGCACUCAAAGAUGACAGAGUGUCAAGGGCAACAGGACUGUGCAGGAAGCUGGUGGGGCACUUUUCCCACAGUUGGAAGAAGAAAGCAGCCCUGACGGAGGCACAGAGAGAGCUCAAACUCCCUGAGCACAACCUCAUAACGGAGUGCCCAACAAGAUGGGGUUCUAAAGAAAUGAUGAUUGCCAGAGUGCUUGAACAGGUCAAAGCCAUUUCUCAGGUAUUGUCUGUAGAUCGAUAUGCACGCUCCCUUAUCCCAACCUGGCAGGAUAUUGACGUGUUGGAGUCGAUUCACAAGGCACUGCAUCCUCUACUGGAGUUUACUGAUGCUCUUUCUGGAGAGGAGUAUGUAAGCAUCUCCUACCUCAAGCCAGUUCUCCGACUUUUUGCCACAUCAGUCCUGGCUGAAGAUGCUGAGGACACUGACCUGACUAAAUCAAUAAAAACCAAAGUCCUAGCAUACCUCAACAACAAAUAUGGAGACCCAAACAUCCAGGAGCUUUUGGAUGUUGCCUGUUUCCUGGACCCUAGGUUCAAAAUACAGUACAUCAGUACAGACAACAUCCCUGCUAUCAAGACUCGUCUGAAGACAGAGAUGGUAGACUUGGCACAACGUACAUAUCCUUUGGAGAAGAGGUCUCGUACUGAAAAUGUUCAGAUGCCUCAAAGUGCACAGUCCUUGGGGGAAAAGCCGAAGAAGUCUCUUGGCAGUUUUUUUAAGACUAGUUCAGCCUCUCCUUCUUUGCCUGUAAGUCUUGAAGAUGUCGCAGAGGCAGAGAUAAACAAUUACCUGAUGACUCCUACCAUUGAUGGAGAAGAUGAUCCAUUGGCUUGGUGGAGGGUGCACAAGAUCAGCUACCCACAGUUGUGCACCAUGGCACGCAAGUAUCUUUGUGUACCUGCUACAAGCGCUCCCUCAGAGCGUCUUUUUAGCACAGGAGGAAAUAUUGUGACUUGCACUCGCUCAUCCUUGAAGCCAGCAAAAGUCAAUAUUCUGGUUUUCUUAGCAAAAAACCUGUGAGCCACUGAGAACAGAACUGUUGGAUAAUUAUGGCUGGCAGUGCCAUACUCGUAGUGAAAUUUAGUCUGUGUGGUGUGUUAUUGUUGUGUACUUGAGAUAAGUGAGGUUCAUCUAUAUUAUAAUAUUCAAACAGUUUAUAAAAAAUAGUUUAUUGUCUAAAUUAAAAGUGCAUUUCUCUUUUUUUAUACCUUUAUUUACUUUGAUUUUACAAAAUAUUUUCAAUGCAAAUUCCUUGUUUCAGUUGUGUGAAAUGUUACUGACUAGGGAGCAGUAAGAUACAUAAUUUUAAAUAUUUUUUUUCUUAAGACUGUACAUUUUGCACACAGUGUUUACAAAGUGCAUGUUUUUGUUUAAAUUAUUUAAAUGCACAGUGGCAAAGCCACAGAUGUUUCUGUAAUGAGCAGUUCAAUAAAAAUGUCAUUUAUUUCAAGUCAUACAUGUUUGAAUUUAAUACUAACAAAUAGGCCCAGCCUAUGUGAAAGAACAUUUCACACUAAAUGUAUCUAAUAUUGUGUUGGUCGUAUCCAAAUUAUUCAUUGUUUUGUUGGGAAAAAAGGCUAAAAAUAAAUUGCAUAUUAAAUCGCAAUCGCAAUUUUGAAAAAAAAAAAAAAAAAAAUCGCAAUUAGAUUAUUUUCCCAAAUCGUUCAGCCUUACUUUAGACACUUUUGAUAUUCUAGGGAUAAUAAAGUAACCAGAGUGUUGCGACGGCAGUGCACGUGGUUGAUUGUAUUCUGAUAGUAAUUCUCGAGGAUACAAAGGCGCUAGGCCAUUUAAGGCUUUAUAGGCGAUUAGCAAUAUUUUAAAAUGUAUGCAAUAUUUUACUGGUAACCAGUGUAAAGAUGCCAAAAUUGGGCUUGUGUGGUCAUACUUCUUAAAUCGAGUAACACUCUUGCAGUAGCGUUAUUUCCAAGAUGGAAGACUGCUGUGCAGCAGAUGUUGGAGAUAUGACUAUCGAAAGAUAGAUUUCUGUCGAACAUCACACCUAGGUUUUUGACUGUGGAAGAUGGCACAACAGUGCAGCUGUCUACGGGCAACUUGUAAUCGGACAUAUUUAGUUUGGAGCAACUUAAAUCAAUAAUAAGUAUCUCUAUUAUUGAAGUUUAGCAUAAGGAAGUUAUUUGCCACUAAUAUCGCUAAUACAGUCUGUUAGCUUAGAAAACUGGUGGGUUUCGCUGGGAUAAGAGGAGAUGUAAAGCUGGGCAGGGCUUGACAUUAACUUUUUGAGCAACUUGUCCUUCGGACAAGUAAAUUUGCGUUGCACUUGUCCAUGCACAAAAGUCACUUGUCCGGGUAAAGAUUUAUAAUAUAAUGUAUUUUUUGUGUUUUGCUAAUCAGUGGCGGAGCAAGGGAUUUUUCACAGGGGUGGCCAGGUAGGGGCCAGCAGUUACUCUGAUGGCACAUAAAAUCUCUAUCAUCCAACCUUAAAAUACUUUUAAGUGUGUUAAUCAGAAUAAUGUAUAACAUACAACUUCUACAAUACUUUAAUUUUAACUAUAAUGAAUUGAGAUUAACAUACAAUUUAUAGUCAUAAUUCAACCUCAUGUUUUUUUAAACUAUUUAAUCAAAUAAAACUUUUGAAAUUUACUUUGAAACCAGGAUUUAUAUCUCCCAUUGCUGAAAAUACCAUAGAGACCAGAAAAUCUUGUGAAUUUAGGCCACUGAAAUGUAUUUUACUAAGAUUAAUUUGGCUGCUUUUUGCUACUCUUUCUGAAGAAUGAUGCUAUUUUUGCUGCCUUUCUCUUCAUUUUUCCCACAUUUCAAUGAUUGUAGAAAAGUGUCACCUUUAAUAAAUGGACUAAUCCGGUCACCCCUGUUAUUAAGUACGAAAUGGACUGUUCCAAAACGUACCGCUAGAGAGUCUGCACAGUGUCGGAGAAUAGAGCAGGUGAAUGAUAACGGGAAAGGAGAUCGGCUGAAUAGUGUAAAUAGUUAUAGUUUAAAUAAGCAGGAUUGAUUCAAAUCAAAGGAGGUUUUGUGGACUGUGCGUGUGCGUGCAUUAUACUAACCACACAUCUACGCAUAUUUAAUAAAGUCAACGAUUUGAAUACUUUGAGUGAGACAUACUUGUUCUAACCGGACAAACUGUAGCCUUCAACCAAACCCGGACUAGCAAAUUAAGCAAAAUAAUAGAUGAUUUUUCAAUGAUUGUCUGACAUUAAAACACUAAAGCAAAACAUUAAAACAUUACCAUGUUUUAAAAAACGUAUUAGAAUAAAUGUAUCUAGAUUAUCUGUUAUAUAUAAAAAUUAAUCUUAAACCUAGCAUUUACGCUGUAAUGUUCGUGUGGGAUUUUUAAUGAACAAGGUGCGAACUCUGUCAGAUUCAAAUCAGCUGUCGCGCAGCACACACACACAUGCGCGCUGAAAGAGAGAUUCUCAUUAUAAAACAGAUUCUUAAACAAGAUUUUAAGCCCAUUAUGUGUUUUACCGAACGUUAGAAGAGAAAAAAUACGGACUUAAAUCUGCUUUUUGACACACAGUGAAGUCAUUUAUUCACGCCGGAGCCAGAAGCAACAUCACUCUCCACCACUCCACGCGACUCCCACCCCUCUGUGUUCGGCGAUCAGGUUUAAUGCGCGCACAGCUUGUUUAGUAACAAUAAAGGGCUCGUUAUAGUCGUGCGUAGGUCCUACGGCGUAGCCGCGACGGCGUAGGUUCCGCGUCGGUUUUCAUUUAUACUUUUGCGUCGUCGUCCGCGUUGACGUGCAAAUACGCGCGCAGGCCGCUGGUAGGCAGUAACCACUCGUGUAACCACAGUAGCAGCGCGAACGCCAAAGAAGAAGAAACUUUGCAAGUUAAGCCACAAACGAAGAAGAAACAGCAACUUGUUGUGUAUAAUUUGAGAAGACCAGCAAUGAUGGAUGUAAAUAAACAGCGACUUUUGUUGCAGUUUGAGUUAAAUCACUCCUCAACUUGGCCAUUCUUUGUUUUCACCAUCGCAAACGAAAAUACCUAUGACCAGUGUUGGGGGUAACGCAUUACAAGUAACUUGAGUUACGUAAUAAUAUUACUUUUCUGAAGUAACGAGUAAAGUAACGCAUUACUUUUUAAAUGUACACAUUGAUAUUUGAGUUACUUUUUCAAAAAAGUAACUCGAGUUACUUUUUUAGUUUAAUUAAUUUGAUUAAAAAAUAUGUACUGAAUUAAACUAAACGUAUGCACUCUCUGUGCCUGUGUGGAAACAGUUUGAGUCAGAAACUGAGAUGGCAGGCCAGAGCUAAACAUUUUUGUGAUGAAAUAUGCAAUUUCUGAAUGCAGAACUUUUCAGUCAUAAAAACACCUGCAAGGCCUGAAAGAGAUCAAGCUUUAGCCAAGAAAAAGUAACGCAAAAGUAACUAAAAGUAACGUAAGCAUUACUUUCCAUGAAAAGUAACUAAGUAAUGCAAUUAGUUACUUUUUUGGGAGUAACUUAAUAUUGUAAUGCAUUACUUUUAAAAGUAACUUUCCCCAACACUGCCUAUGACGCAGU